UGAUUGCGAGUCUUUUGCUCAAAUACAAGGACAGUACUAAGUUUAAGGCCCAGUUCCAUAUUUAGAGCACGGUGGCCUUGAUGGUCACCUGGCUGCUCAUUUUCAUAUGGCCAGUAGCUGCCAGCAAUUCCAUGAACAAUCAGGCCAGCCUUGUGGUGGGCUUUGGCGGUCUUGAGCUUCCGAAGCGGUUCCAGUACCGCCUGCUGAGAAAGGAGGCCAGUUUCUCUGCACUGGACACAGAUAGCGAGCCACCGGCUCUGGGGCGCGCACCGGUGCCGGCAAAGGCUGCCGCAUCUGCGCGGCAGGUAGCGGCCCUCGGGGCAGCGCCGCCCAGAUCAGAGCGCCAGGGCGGAAAGACGAAGUCAGCCCCGGCCAACUCGCCGGCGCUGGGCAGGUAUGAGGCAGAGUCCACCACAGAGACCACCACAGACGAGGAUGUCACCACCACAGAGGAUGAGGAAACCACAUCCGAGGAGGAGACCACAACCGCUGAGCCGGAGGAGGAUAGUACUAGUGGAGCAUCUACCACUGAGGCUGAUGAGUCCACCACAGAGUCCGAAGAUGAAAGCUCAACCUCGGCAGAGAGUGGAUCUAGCACAGAGUCUCAGACGGACUCCAACGAGGAAUCUGAGUCCCAAAGCACCACCACAGAAGCAUCUGAUGAAGCCACCACACAGGAAUCUGAGGGUGAAAGCACCACAGAAGGAUCUAGUGAAGGCGCGGAAGAGUCUGAGGGAGAAAGCACUAGCGGAGAGUCCGAGGCAGAAAGCACCACGGAGGCAGAGAGUGAAGAGGAUGAGUCUACAACUGGGUCAGAAGAUACCUCAACAACUUCAGUGUCCACGACGCCUGCCAAGACCACAACCCGGAAGAAAACGACGACCACCGCAGCAAAGAAAACUACAAGAAGAACUUCGACCACCAAAGCUUCUAAGAAGGAACGGUCUACAACCACCAAAGCCCCCAGCACCACCAAGAAGCAGCACAAAACCACAACGAAGCCGGCAGCAAAGAAGCCGAAGCCGGCGGCAAAGAAGCCGAAGCCGGGCAAAGACUCUCAACAUUCGACCACACAGGCAGUCAAAAAGCCCGUGCCCUCCACGUCAACUUCUGCAGCGACGACUGCAUCAACCACUUCUGCAUCCACCAAGGCCGCAUCCACCUCUGCGUCGACCACAGCAGCCUCCACAACAUCCAGUUCAACCACCCAGGCCAGCAGCACAACAGCAUCUUCUACCGCGUCUUCCGCUAAAGUGCCUUUCACCACUUCGACUAGUGGCACAACAUCCACAACUCUGCCGACAACCACAGAAAGCACCUCCAAGACCACCCUAACCUCCACCACCACAACCACCACCACUACAACUACAACCACGACUGUUACCACGACCACAGUAACUGCAACAUCCACCACCACAACAACCAGCACCACAACAACCACCACAACACACACGCCCCCACCGACUACAACUACAGAUCGGGUGGUUCCACCCUGUCAAGGACCAGCCUUGGUGUGCGAUCCCACACUCGCCGACCCGUGCAAGUAUCAAUCGCCUUGCACCGGCUAUCAGAUGUGCCAGGAGGGUGUCUUCAAGCCCUGCAUGGACUUUACGGAGGGGGACCAGACCAGCUGUGAGCUCUCCCAGGACGUCUGUGAUGGCGCGCAGUUGCACCCGCUUCUGCUUGCACGCUUGUCCGCCGGACUUCCCCAGCCUUGAACUUUGCGUGGGCUGAGCGGAAGCGCUGAAUUGGCUGAGACCGACUCUUGAAUGGAGGAUCUCAAAUCUGUGACCUCCAUGAGCAUAUAGCAAGGGAGUCACCACAGCCCGCGGCCAUUAGUGGCUGCUGCAAGAGGUGCAAGCUUACGGGCGAUCUAGCUUAUGAUAGCUUAGGCCGAAAGAGGCAGCGUUUGACGCGCAAUGCUUCUGCUUGUAGAAAUCGUAGAGGGAGGUAUCCAAAGAACCGCAAUGGAAACAUUGCCGGGAGCAAGCUGCGUG
Effrenium voratum is the source of this 1997-nucleotide messenger RNA. NCBI's taxonomy places the organism in Eukaryota, Dinophyceae, Suessiales, Symbiodiniaceae. The record is from the annotation of a GenBank genome assembly.